CGUUAGCCAAUCCGCGUAAGCGCUGAAUCUCAUUGGCUCUUUUCUUUUCCAGUCAUUUUAAGAAACUCUAUGUUGACGGAGAUUUAAUUUAAUAUAAAUACACAGUAUACUGUCAUUUUUUAGACUCCGAAGAGAAUAAAUCAGGAGACCCUAAUAAACAUGCUGCAGUGCUUUGACUUUCACCAGAGUCACAUUCAUAGUCUGAAGAGUCAUGUUCCCCCACACUGUCUACCCAAAAGCAAUGAGAAAAAGUCAGAGAACGAGGACGCUCCGUUAUCUAGCACACCACCACAAUUCCUAAAAGGCAAGAAAAUGUACACCUACAGUGGCAUAAACAAGUAUUCAGUACGAUUGAGGGAUCCUCAGAGCAAAGACUCUGAGAGAUUUAUCAUAAAUGCUGUUGAGGAGCAAGAACACCAGCUGGUGAGUGAUGGACAAAGCAAUUCAUCAGAAGCAGAAACCGCAGAGGACAAAGAGUCGUGGUCUGUUGAUGAUAGCCAGCCAUCACAAAGCUCCACAGACUCCAACUCCACAACUUCCUCUUACAAUACAGGGAGCACUGAGACUGAAUGUACCUGUAGUAUCUGUGAAGACCAAACAGGAAGUGAAGAUGGAAGCCCAGGGAGAAAGGUGUUGGAUACACCUCCAUCAGGAUCAGGAAUUCUUCUUAAAGACCCCAUGCUUGGAGCUUUUCCAGCUGCAUGGAAAAAGCAUUUUCCUUUCAGACAUACGCAUUCCCCACCCCUGCGGGAAACAGACAGCCUGAUCCUCAACCCUUCUCUGCUUACAUCUCCUUCUCAAGGUCUGAGCCGUUCUCUCCAUCCCGAAGGACGAGAAGCUCUACAAACAUUAUUCGAGGACGUGUGGGUCACCCCAGAAUCUACCAUCUUAAAAAGUCCCAGUCUGCAAAGCAGUUUUGGAAAUGACUCAGAGACUGUCAUGAGUCCUGGAAAUAGCAACUAUCUGUACUUGAAAAGUGAGGAAGGGAACAAAAGUUCUGAAGAUGAAACGCCAGAACAACUCAUUCCUCUGAAAAGAGCAAGAAAAGGAUAUACACACAGGCGCACUUCAAGAGCAGGACGUGUUACAACGCAGCCAAACCCAAAGAAGAAAUGUGUGAAUGGCUUCAUUAUGUUCUGCCGAAUGAACAGAAAAUUAUAUAUCAGAUCCUAUCCUGGCAUCCCGUCCACUACAGUCACCAAAGAGUUAGCCAAUCUAUGGCACAUCUUACCCAAGAGGGAGAGACGUUUGUACUGCCUGAAAGCCUGGAGCUUCAGUUGCCAGCAGAACCGCAAUGUGCGCGCUAAAGCACACGAGGCAGAAAUCAAGGCAGAACGCUCUGUGCCCAGUCCACUGCACAUGUUACUGGCCUAUAGAGAAGUGUAUGAAGCUGUUAAAUGA
This is a messenger RNA of Megalobrama amblycephala (Wuchang bream), 1401 nucleotides long. RefSeq lists its product as uncharacterized. The transcript is spliced from 10 exons. Bases 160 to 1401 code for a protein of 413 amino acids. Lineage: Eukaryota; Metazoa; Chordata; Actinopteri; Cypriniformes; Xenocyprididae. The record is from RefSeq and is a predicted model, not a curated record.